This is a messenger RNA of Leptonychotes weddellii (Weddell seal), 876 nucleotides long. Lineage: Eukaryota; Metazoa; Chordata; Mammalia; Carnivora; Phocidae. The record is from RefSeq and is a predicted model, not a curated record.
AUGCCAGGAUCUGUGCUGACGCACACGAGGUUCUCAGCUUUCGUCGAGGCCCAGAACAAGAUUACUGUGCCAUUCCUUGAGCAAUGUCCUAUCAGAGGUUUAUACAAAGAGAGAAUGACUGAACUGUAUGACUAUCCCAAGUAUAGUUGCCACUUCAAGAAAGGAAAACGGUAUUUCUAUUUUUACAAUACGGGUUUGCAGAAUCAACGAGUAUUAUAUGUACAGGAUUCCUUAGAAGGUGAAGCCAGAGUGUUCCUCGACCCCAACAUACUGUCUGAUGAUGGCACGGUGGCGCUCCGAGGCUAUGCCUUCAGUGAAGACGGGGAGUAUUUCGCCUAUGGUCUGAGUGCCAGUGGCUCAGACUGGGUGACGAUCAAGUUCAUGAAGGUUGAUGGUGCCAGAGAGCUUCCAGAUGUGCUCGAGAGAGUCAAGUUCAGCUGUAUGGCAUGGACCCAUGACGGGAAAGGGAUGUUCUAUAACUCCUAUCCCCAACAGGAUGGAAAAAGUGACGGUACAGAGACAUCCACCAAUCUCCAUCAAAAGCUCUGUUACCAUGUGUUGGGAACUGAUCAGUCAGAAGAUAUUUUGUGUGCUGAGUUUCCUGAUGAGCCUAAGUGGAUGGGUGGAGCUGAGUCAGUCAUUACAUGUGGGAAGACCCUGAAAGGAUUUGUGGCCUUGGGAGAGGCGGUUCUCUCCGACCCGGGGACAGGCCUGGCGGUUCUCAGCCGAGCACUGCCCGCUCCUGGCACCCGGCAGACCACAGCGGCCACUGCGUAUGCUGCCGUCCAGUGGCAGGCUGGACGCUUGAGAGUGAAUAUCGGUAGCUCGCAGGUGUGUCAGCGUAGUUCUGGGAACCAGAUAGCUACGCCCCCGUAG